UUUUUCCCUCCUCCCUCCCUCUUCAGACUUUGCUUUCGGGUUGAAAAAGUAGUUUUUAAAACACAAUCCUCGAUACCAACCACAAACCCCGCCAUGACAAUCGAAGUGCCAACAUGUGUUGUGGUUUCGGCCGAAUUUGUUGAAGAAGAUAUUGUGGAAUCGGAUGUUUCAGACGAUGAAUGCGACGACGACGACGAUUUGAGCGCAAGUUCUGACGAUGAGAGCUGCUCGAGCAGAUGGGAAAAGAGUCUCCCUCCAAGCUCACCGGUGGCUGCUGUCAGUCCUCGCAAACCGGAGCGUCAGAGGAGUUUGCGAAGGCCGAGGCGUGGCGUUCGUGAUAUUGGGCAGCUAGGCCAGGACCAUGUCGAGGGAUCUAUGCAUAGUCGAUCCAUCCCUGGCACCCAGAAGCCUCGAUGCCCCAAGCAGAGCCCUCGAUGCCCCAGGCGACAAGCCAGCAGCGAAGGCGGCAUCAGGGUUCCAUCUCGAAAACCUGUUUCGGUGGAAAUGUCUUUGCGAAUGUUGCUUCGAAAGAACGAAGCUGAGGGACCUUUGCGGCAGAAUCGACGAUUCACAUGCGGAACUGGCAAUGCGCAGUUCAUGACCCCAAGCUGUCCAGAGUCCAGAGCGGCGCGACAACGCACCAGCGCCAUCUUAUCCAUGUGGGACCAAGAUUCCAGCAGUUCGAUGGGAAGAGAUAUCCUCCCUCCUCGACCAAGACGCAUGCGAUCCAUCAACAAGACACUGGAACAACAGCUGCAGACAGCAAUCGAUGCAUUGAACAAUUGCUAAAUGUUGAUAACUCUCUUGAGUAGGACAAUACAGUUUGGGAUAAGACUAGUUUAGAAACAACUC
This is a messenger RNA of Seminavis robusta, 852 nucleotides long. Lineage: Eukaryota; Bacillariophyta; Bacillariophyceae; Naviculales; Naviculaceae. The record is from the annotation of a GenBank genome assembly.